Messenger RNA from Cucumis sativus (cucumber), 1070 nucleotides. RefSeq names its product histone H2B. Bases 82 to 918 code for a protein of 278 amino acids. The record is from RefSeq and is a predicted model, not a curated record. The transcript is spliced from 3 exons. Gene Ontology annotation, molecular function: structural constituent of chromatin; protein heterodimerization activity; DNA binding. NCBI's taxonomy places the organism in Eukaryota, Viridiplantae, Streptophyta, Magnoliopsida, Cucurbitales, Cucurbitaceae. Gene Ontology annotation, biological process: nucleosome assembly. Gene Ontology annotation, cellular component: nucleosome.
CCCUAAAAUUGUAAUCCAUUACUCGCAUCUAAGAAAUCCCAUCUUCGAUAAAACCUCCAAAUUCCUUAGUUAUAUUUAGCAAUGGCGCCAAAGGCUGAGAAGAAGCCCGCUGAGAAGAAGCCAGCGGCGGAGGAGAAGAAGGCCGAGAAAGCUCCGGCAGAGAAGAAGCCACGAGCCGAGAAGAAGCUUCCCAAAGACGCCUCCGAUAAGAAAAAGAAGAGAGCCAAGAAGAGCAUUGAGACUUACAAGAUCUACAUCUUCAAAGUCCUCAAGCAAGUACAUCCCGACAUCGGAAUCUCUAGCAAAGCCAUGGGGAUUAUGAACAGCUUCAUCAACGACAUUUUCGAGAAGCUCGCUCAGGAAUCCUCAAAGCUCGCUCGCUACAACAAGAAGCCGACUAUCACCUCUCGGGAGAUCCAAACGGCGGUGCGCCUUGUUCUUCCUGGUGAGCUGGCUAAACACGCUGUCUCUGAGGGUACCAAGGCUGUUACCAAGUUCACUAGAAAGAAGAAGCCCGCCGAGAAGAAGCCAGCGGCGGAGGAGAAGAAGGCCGAGAAAGCUCCGGCAGAGAAGAAGCCACGAGCCGAGAAGAAGCUUCCCAAAGACGCCUCCGAUAAGAAGAAGAAGAGAGCCAAGAAGAGCAUUGAGACUUACAAGAUCUACAUCUUCAAAGUCCUCAAGCAAGUUCAUCCCGACAUCGGAAUCUCUAGCAAAGCCAUGGGGAUUAUGAACAGCUUCAUCAACGACAUUUUCGAGAAGCUCGCUCAGGAAUCCUCAAAGCUCGCUCGCUACAACAAGAAGCCGACUAUCACCUCUCGGGAGAUCCAAACGGCGGUGCGCCUUGUUCUUCCUGGUGAGCUGGCUAAACACGCUGUCUCUGAGGGUACCAAGGCUGUUACCAAGUUCACUAGCUCUUAGUUUCAUAGAUUUUAGGGUUUUCUCGUGUAAAAAAACAGGGUCACUGUUCUGGAUCGUUGAUUUCUUUUUCUUUCGCUGCAUAUUUUGGAGUUAAAUGAAUGAACAGUUGGUUUAUAUUAUGCGAUUACUCUAUUGACCUUCUUGAUUUUUUA